Messenger RNA from Budorcas taxicolor (takin), 5079 nucleotides. RefSeq lists its product as uncharacterized. The record is from RefSeq and is a predicted model, not a curated record. Lineage: Eukaryota; Metazoa; Chordata; Mammalia; Artiodactyla; Bovidae. Gene Ontology annotation, biological process: virion assembly; DNA integration; proteolysis. Gene Ontology annotation, molecular function: RNA-DNA hybrid ribonuclease activity; zinc ion binding; nucleic acid binding.
AUGAUUUUCUGUUCCACCGAGUGGCCUGCCAUUGAUGUCGGCUGGCCACGAGAGGGAACCUUCAGCCUGCCAAUUAUUCGAGCGAUUAGAGAGAAAGUGCUCACUCCUGGCCCGUCUGGACACCCAGACCAAACUCCCUAUAUUUUGGUCUGGCAAGAUUUGGUGGAAAAUCCACCGGCCUGGCUGAGACCUUUUAUUCCCCAGCCCUUUACUUCCCCUUCCCCCACUUCAUCUAUCCCACAGGUACUUGUGGAAACAUCCAAAGAAGAAGAACACAAAGAGUGCAACGGCCGGGUGAAGCCGGUAUUCCGGGAAUCCUCACUCUAUCCUAACCUAAUUGACCUAGAAACCGAUCUCUCCCCACCCCGCUAUGCACAUCCACCUUUGCCCCCUCAGGUACCUCAGAUCUCAUCCGGAGGAAUGCGAAGGGAUACUGAACCCUCAGCCCCAACCCAGGAGGGGGGCCCCGCCCAGGGAACUCGAGGAAGAACUAGGGGAGUCCCCAAUGUGGCGGACAAAAAUAACCCGGAAGCCCCCACCUCCACGGUUCAGGCACUUCCUGUUCGGGCGGGGCCAGCCCUCCCGGCCGGGGAACGAACGUACCAAUACUGGCCCUUUUCCACUAGUAAUCUAUAUAAUUGGAAAACUCAAACUCCUUCGUUCUCAGAAAAGCCUCAGGGCCUCACUGAUUUUUUAGAAUCCAUUCUUUUCACCCAUAACCCCACUUGGGAUGAUUGUCAGCAGCUGUUACAAGUGCUUUUCACCACAGAGGAACACGAACGGAUAUUGUCGGAAGCACGGAAAAAUGUUCCAGGGGUAGAUGGGAGACCUACCAUGCAACCAAAUCUGAUUGAUGAGGGAUUCCCCUUGACGCGGCCCAGAUGGGACUUCGAGUGCGCUGAAGGUAGGGAGCGUCUCCGAGUGUACCGCCAGACUCUCAUGGCUGGCCUCCGAGCAGCCGCCAGGAAACCAACAAAUUUGGCUAAGGCAAAUCUGGUUAGACAGGAGCCAAAUGAGAGCCCGGCAGCCUUCCUUGAGAGAUUAAUGGAAGCUUUUAGGCAGUAUACCCCCAUGGACCCACAGGCCGAUGAGUUAUGCGCGGCAGUUAUGCUAGCAUUUGUAAAUCAGGCAGCCCCAGAUAUCAGGAAGAAACUGCAGAAAAUAGGGAGGUUAGGGGAACAAUCCAUACAAGACCUGGUGAGGGCAGCAGAGAGGGUUUUUAACCAUAGGGAAACUCCAGAGGAAAGAGAAGAACGUGUUAGACGGGAAGAGAGAGAGUUCAGGGCCGAGGAAAACUGCAGAAAUCAGAAAGAAUUAGCCCAGAUAUUCCUUGCAGGGAUGAGACAGGGAGCUAAUUCUCAGGGAACUAAUGAAGUCAGGCCGAGAGACGAAGGAAAGCAAAUUGGACAGAGACUAAGAAAGGACCAAUGUGCAUAUUGUCAAGAGUGAGGACACUGGAAAAGAGAGUGCCCUAAAAGAAAACCGGGGGAAAAGCCCACCAGGGAAGAAGCACCUUCCCCGGGGGCCCACAUCUUAUAUGCAGAAAAUGAUAGUGAUUAGGGGGGUCAGGGCUCAGCCCCCCUCCCCGAGUCCUGGGUAACUGUACAUGUGGAGGGGAAACCAGUUGGUUUCAUGGUGGACACAGGGGCCCAAUACUCAGUCCUUAACCGGAAAGACGGACCAAUGUCCAAGAAAACCAGCUGGGUACAAGGGGCCACCGGAACUAAACGAUAUGGAUGGACUACUAAACGUCAGGUGGACUUGGGGGCCCAACGAGUGUCUCACUCAUUUCUUGUGAUACCAGAAUGCCCGGCUCCCUUUCUAGGGAGGGAUUUAUUAUCUAAGGUCAAUGCUCAAAUCCACUUGGACCAUGGAGGGAUAUCAGUUAUGGAUGGGACCAGACAUCCUAUACAGGUUUUGUCCUUGGCGCUAAGGGACGAAUAUAGACUGUACCAGCCGAGGCCUCCCAUGGCUAUUGACCCUAAUGUGCAGCCUUGGGUCCAAAAAUAUCCUAUGGCCUGGGCAGAAACAGUGGGAAUAGGACUAGCCAAACAGAGACCGCCCAUCAUUGUUGAACUGAAAGCAGAUGCCACCCCUGUAUGUGUGAAACAGUACCCCCUGAGUCUAGAGGCCCAACGAGGAAUCACACCACAUAUCCAGCGGCUCUUGAAGGUAGGAAUUCUCAGAAGGUGUCAAUCUCCAUGGAACACUAUCCUGUUACCUGUGAAAAAGCCUGGGGGAAUGGACUUUAGACAGGUCCAAGAUCUUCGUGAAGUCAACAAACGGGUGAGUGACAUUCAUCCCACCGUCCCUAACCCAUACACCGUCUUGAGUGGCCUGCCACCAGACUAUGUCUGGUAUACGGUCCUGGACUUGAAGGAUGCCUUUUUCAGUUUGCCGCUGGCCCAUUCGAGCCAAGAGAUCUUCGCUUUCAAGUGGACCGAAGAGGGCAGCCAGACUACAGGACAACUAACCUGGACUCGCCUCCUGCAGGGCUUCAAAAACUCACCAAUGCUAUUUAAUGAGGCUCUGGGCGAAGACCUCCAUGAGUACCGGGCUGAUCACCCCAACGUUGUCUUGUUGCAGUAUGUGGAUGAUCUUAUGCUAGCCACUGCUACCGAGGAGGCAUGCCUAGAGGCGACAGGCAACCUCCUCCAAACUUUGGGGACAUUGGGGUACCGGGCUAGUGCAAAGAAAGCCCAAAUUGCUAGACAGGAGGUCACCUACUUAGCAUAUAAGAUAAAGCAGGGGCGGAGACGGCUGACACGGGCUAUGAAAGAGACUAUUUUGCAGAUCCCUGAGCCAGCAACUCCUCGUCAAGUGAGAGAAUUUACUGGGACUGUUGGGUAUUGCAGGCUGUGGAUCUUGGGAUUUGCUGAAAAGGCCCGGCCAUUGUAUGAAGGGAGCAGGGAGAAUAAAAACUGGACUUGGACUGAGCCAAUGAGACAGGCAUUUCAAGAACUUCGGCAGGCUCUGCUGAAAGCCUUGGCCUUUGCUCUCCCUAACCCAUCUAAGCCCUUCCAACUGUUUGUGGAUGAAAAACAGGGAGUAGGAAAGGGAGUCUUGACGCAGCAAUGGGGGCCUUGGAAGCGACCUGUAGCCUACCUCUCUAAAAGACUGGACCCAGUGGCCACGGGGUGGCCACCCUGACUCCAAAUCAUCACAGCCACUGCUCUCCUGGUCCAUGAUGCCAACAAGUUAACGUAUGGACAACAGCUCCUGGUCUACACUCCCCAUGCCAUUGAAGGGAUUCUCAAGCAGCCACCGGGUAAGUGGAUCUCCAGUGCCCGCUUAACCCAUUAUCAGGCCUUGCUGCUGGAUACCCCCCGGAUACACUUUCAGACGCCCUGCUUCCUGAACCCGGCCACUCUCCUGCCCGCCCCAAAGAAAGACGGCCCCCUCCAUGAUUGUGGUGAGAUAUUGGCCGAUGUGAUGGCCAUACGAAAAGACCUAAAAGAUGUGCCCUUAAAAGACAGUGAACUGGUAUGGUUUACAGACGGAAGUAGUUUUGUGAAAGAUGGACAAAGAAGGGCAGGGGCAGCCAUUGUAGAUGACUCUGGAAGGGUCAUCUGGGCUGAAGCUCUGCCCUCUGGGACAUCCGCCCAGAAAGCGGAAUUAAUAGCCUUGAUACAGGCACUGGAAAAGGCAGAAGGAAAAAAGAUCACCAUUUAUACUGACAGCCGGUAUGCAUUUGGAACAGUGCAUAUUCAGGGCCCAAUAUAUAGAGAGCGGGGGUUUACGACAGCAGAGGGAAAAGAAGUUAAAAACCUACUUGAGAUCCGCAGACUCCUAGCAGCAGUCCACCGACCCCGAGCCAUGUCCAUAGUACAUGUCCCAGGACACCAAAAAGGAGAAGAUAUCAAGGCUCGGGGCAACCGUGCUGCCCAUGUGGCGGCCCAGGAAGCAGCCCUCAGAGACUGUAAAACCCCCAUAUUGACUGGCAAAGACGGAUGGUAUCGAGACCAAAAUGACAACUUGUUGCUUCCGGCUAACUUGGGUCGACACCUUUGCACGCACCUACAUCAGACCACCCAUCUGGGAGAAAAAAAGACUCUAGCACUCUUACAGACAGCGUGUCUGCGGUUUCCCCAACAAAAGGCAACUAUAAAAGACAUAGUCUGUGCCUGUAAGGCAUGCCAGAUGAUGAGACCAGGAAAAGGACAGCACACGGGUAUAAGGUACUGGGGAGAAAGACCAGGACAACACUGGGAGAUAGAUUUUACAGAGGUAAGGCCAGGCAAAUAUGGGUACCAUUAUCUGUUAGUUCUGGUUGAUACUUUCUCUGGGUGGGUAGAAGCAUAUCCCACUAAGAGGGAAACAGCAACAAUGGUAGCUAAAAAACUCCUAGAAGAGAUAGUGCCUAGGUUUGGGCUGCCGGUGACCAUUGGCUCUGAUAAUGGACCUGCUUUUGUGAGUCAAAUUGUUCAGGGACUGGCCUUAGCUCUGGGGACCAAAUGGAAACUGCAUUGUGAAUACAAUCCCCAGAGCUCAGGACAGGUAGAAAGAAUGAAUCAGACUCUAAAAGAAAUUUUGGCAAAACUGGCGAUAGAGACUGGUGGGGACUGGGUGACUCUCCUUCCCUUUGCUCUCUUCCAAGUGCGUAAUACCCCCUACAAGUUAAACCUAACCCCCUUUGAAAUUGUUUAUGGGGGGCCCCCUCCAGUGUCCUAUCUUCGAGGGAAGAAUCCAGCCGCCUCCUUCAUGUGGCAGUUCCAAAAAGCUCUAUUGGCCUUAAGCAAGGUGCAUGUGCACAUCUGGACUUUACUCAAAGAAAUCCGUAAAGGCCAAGAGAACGGAAAAAUUCCUUCACACAACAUUGGUCCAGGGGACUGGGUUUGGGUCAAACGGCAUCAAGUCAAGACAUUAGAGCCUAGAUGGAAGGGCCCUUAUAUUGUUCUUACUACCCCUACUGCCCUGAAGGUCGACGGCACUGGACCUUGGGUGCGCUGUAACCACGUGCGCUGUGCCACUCCAGAAGAACAAGAAAAGGCCCAGAGAGAAUGGAAGGUGACACCACAUCCCUCCAACCCUUUAAAGAUGAAGUUCACCCGUCGACAGGACUCAGACGAAUCACCCUGA